Messenger RNA from Sinocyclocheilus anshuiensis, 1454 nucleotides. RefSeq lists its product as uncharacterized. Bases 1 to 1164 code for a protein of 387 amino acids. Lineage: Eukaryota; Metazoa; Chordata; Actinopteri; Cypriniformes; Cyprinidae. The transcript is spliced from 7 exons. The record is from RefSeq and is a predicted model, not a curated record.
AUGCUUUUAAAAAAACAUGGGGGGCAUAUUCCGACAGAGGCCCAAAUCCUGUCAAGCAUCAUCUCCAGUGAGCUGGCCAAGCACUGCAGGAGGAGGACACGGGAAGUUGAAGAAACUCGUGCCUUGAUUCAAGGACUGCUGGACUCCAUGUGGGAACUGACAGACACGACUGGUCUGCGCCUCAUCAAUCCGGAGAGAAUAACACACGUGUGGGAGGUGCAACAGAAGCAUUUACCCUGCAUCCAAGAUCCACCCGCGGUUCAGCUUUACACGAAACUGGGCUCCGGGUUACAGAAGGGAGACAAUGUUCUGGAUGUACUGAGGUGUGGCAGAGGGUCGUCUUCUCUGGAGAGCUUUCAUCGCCACCAGUGCACUUUUAUUCCAGGGUGGAGAUGUAAUGCUCUUCAUACUCAAAUGUACAUGCUUGAGGGUGCAUCGAGAUGGAACAUUAACCGGGCUCAUCAGGCUGUGGACAUGAGUGGUACAUCACAUACUAAAAUCUAUGAUGUACGUUUAUUUUCCCACAUGAACGUCCUCAGCAACAGAGUCCUCGGAUGUACUCUCCUGCCAGAAUUCAUGCCCCCUGGGAAACCCACUGAUGAGCGUAUAGCUGUGGAGUACUUGCUGGCGCAGUCUGACAGAGGAGACCUGCUUUCUCCACUGGAGCAUGUUGAAAUCACUCCGCCAGAGACACAGGUUGAAGUUCAGCAGGAUGAGUGUCUGGAUGUUACAAUAUGUGAUGCAGCAGACAUCAAUUUAGAUGCACACACCCGUAGCAGUUCCAGCAGUCAUGAUGAUUCAUUGAGCUCCUCUCUGGAAACCAGUCUUCCAAGUGGUGGCUCUUACAGUCCUGACAUUGAAGACAUUUCCUGCGCUGGGCCCAGCACAUCAGCUCCGGACAGUAGAUGUGAUUCAAGGGGUGUUCCUGGAUGGGAGGCAGUGGAUAACCUGGUAGGGUACCUCGUCAGCCUCAACCGCACUAUCACUGCUUUGUCAACCAACGAGAUAGCAGAGAUCUUGCGGUUUUAUUUGUUUCUGCAUGCCAUUGAUCGGUCCCCCUCCACGUAUUCCCUUAAGUGCAAGAAAAAUGUCUUGCCUGGAGAGCUUCUCGGAAGCGUAGUGGCUCAGCCCCUGGUCAGCAAGCGGCUGAGAGACUGUUCAUGACCCAUGGCCAGGCUGCCCAGAGACCUGAUGUCAACAGGAUUUCAGAAUGCGUCGCACUCAAGCUUUUGAAGGAAUUCAGGGAAGCCAGAAACAGGCCUAAAGACAACGAGGGCAAAAUCUUCCCAAUUCCUCAGGCAACUGUGAUGACGUAUAGUCACAUCAAGCAGCUGCUUGAAGACUGCAGAGAAGUGCUGGACAAGACCAACUUGGUGCUAGUUACGAUCAACAAUACUACAGUAUCAUCUUGGCUUUUAGACCGACAGAAAAGAACUGAUUGGGACACCUUGUUG